AUGCUGACGCCUCAGUCACCCAAAUCCAUCGUUGUUUUGUUAAUGGGAUGCACAGGUGCAGGGAAGAGCCACUUCAUCAACACCGCCUUUGGACACAAUGUUGCGCUUGUCAGUGAGAGCCAAAUCUCUACUAGUCUAGAGAUCAAACACUACCCAUUAUCAACGUCGCAACACCCUCACCUGUCGCUCGUUCUUGUGGAUACCCCCGGACUUGAUCACAUUUCCGCGUCGGAUAGUGCAAUCCUCAAAGUGAUCGUCAAACGGCUUCGGGAAUUAUGCUCCUCAACGGCAUCGUUUGGAGGCAUCAUAUACCUCCACGAUAUUACUCAGGCGAGACUCUCAGCGUCCUCUAGUUUAAUGAGUUAUAUUCGGUCUCCGGAGCCGGCGGGACAUCUUCUAUUAACAACUACGAAAUGGGAUCGAGAUCGAUAUUCUCCAGAUGCUCGCGCUCUUACUCUAAAACGAGAAGACGAGCUGAGACGAGGCAUCUGGAAGAGAGUAAGUCUGCUUGGCGAGCCAUCGACACUUCUCGCAUUGGAGCCAUUGAAAAUAGAAGAGAUCGUGAUUGAGUUGGAAAGAAUCUGCCAACCAACGAGCAAGCCAACAUUCCAGAAGCGCAAGAAGGGCAUCUUUUCAGCACUCUUCAGGCUGUGGAACAAGUAA
Molecule: messenger RNA, 663 nt
Organism: Cyclocybe aegerita
Lineage: Eukaryota; Fungi; Basidiomycota; Agaricomycetes; Agaricales; Hemipholiotaceae
Source: the annotation of a GenBank genome assembly